CAGAAUAUUACCAGCUUGGCUCAGAGCUGUAAGGGCUAUGAACAGAGACAUACAAACCGACAGAUUACACCAAAGAAAAGAUCAAGUUUCCCGAAAACAGACAAAAUGGACGGAAUCUCUCUGCGUGCCGUGAGAAUUGAGUGCGUGCUGCGAGUCCUCGAGCAGGCUAUAGAGAUAAUUAAGAUAUCGUUGAUCCUGCCCAAGUUGCUGGAGGAGCCCCAAACACUGCGCCGGGUGCUCGAGGGCACAUCUUACGAGGAGAUCCUGAAGCCGGUUGAGGAUCUGUUGGAGAGCCAUAUGAACCGCAUGGGGGCAGAGCUCACGCUGCCCAUCGACCACAAAACGAUCAAGAUACUCGAUUACUUUCAGAAGAACUACCAGAUCUACAAGUUCUUCCCCCAAUUAAUGCGCAACCUGAGCGACAGGGACCGCACAAUUAUAGUCUCGUUCCAAGUCCUCUUGGACACUGCCAAAGAGCAUUUGUACCGUUCAUCCAAGAGCGAAAUAAGCAAGGAGCGGAUGCUGCACGAGAUGUACCACAAGAACGAGGACAUCCGGAAGAAGAUCGCAAAUGUGCGAAAGGACCUGGCUAGUCGCCGCAUUAUGGAGAAAUGGAAGCUGACGGCCAAGGGAAUCUUGCUGUUGAAGGUCGAGGACGAUCUGGCCUACAAGAAGUGGCAGAACAAUGUCCGAAUUCAGAACGAGAUCGAGAAAUGCAGCCGCGCCAUGCGCAUUAACCACAGGAGCAGCUUGGAUAAGCAAAAGGAGCUGGAGGAGCAGCUGCAGAUUUCCAGGGAUGCCUACGCAAAGCUCACUUAUCAGCAUCUGAUGGAAGAGCAGGAGGCCCGCAAUGAAAAGAACAAGCUCCUGUUGCAGCUGCAGAGUCUGGUUAAGAAGUACGACGCGAACAUGGGGGAUGUGAUCCGGGAGAAUUUGGUGCUCCAAGACCAAUAUAUGGUGGCUAAGAAGGCGCUUGAUAGCUUCAUGGUCGUGUACCGGCGCGAGGAGGCCGUUUACAAUGACAUCGUUGUGCAGCGGGAAGAGGAGGAGCGCCGACGCCAACAGCAGCGCCUUGUCGUCUUCAUGAUGAAUCGGGCAGCCUCCAAGAUACAAAAGUAUUGGCGAAAGUGGCGCAAGGAUCAGCGCAAGAAGAACAAGCGUCUAAAGAAGGCAAAAAAGGGAAAGGGCUAGGGAAUUAUAUUUAUUUGCUCAUUAGUUUCGUUAGUUGUACAAUUCAUACGAGCUAAUAUACGAGAAAUAGUUUUGGCCACCACGAA
Messenger RNA from Drosophila obscura, 1277 nucleotides. RefSeq lists its product as uncharacterized. Bases 106 to 1191 code for a protein of 361 amino acids. Lineage: Eukaryota; Metazoa; Arthropoda; Insecta; Diptera; Drosophilidae. The transcript is spliced from 4 exons. The record is from RefSeq and is a predicted model, not a curated record.